AUGUCAGCGAGGAACCACAUGUCGUGGCUGAAACACCAGCUCCCAGCACUACACCAGCUGUGCGACUUAACUCGCCACCCUAAAGUGAUCGUAUGGCCAAACCACCUAUGCAACCACCGCCGAAUGCUCCAUAUGUUACAACUCGAGGUCGUGUUGUCAAACCACCCGUGCGGCUGGACAUUGGAUCGUGUCGGCAAAAGAAAGGCUCGGACUAGUCAGCCAACGACAAAAUCAGCGAAAAGACGGCUUACGGCGAGGAGAGAAGAGGGCGAAGUGGAGAUUGUGCAGUUGGGUGCCGACGAUGUCACCGACCCCGCCAGUCCCCACCAGAGAGUAUAUUACGAUGAUUCGCGCACAUAUGAUGAACAAUUCCGCACGAUGCAGAUGACGAACCCCCAAUUAUUACAAAACCAAAAAAUUAUCACCAGCGGCACUACGAAGAGAAAGCAGCGAGAAAAUGAAAAACGGCACAAGGACAGUCUCAUAAAGAAGCAUGAAAGACAACGACGUUGGAGAGCAAAACAGAAAAUGCUUCAUUGUGAAAAUGUGACACCCAGUCAAACUAUCACAAACACCUUUUCUGAUAAAAUGCAGAAAUGCAGAGCAUUACGAAAACUCAAAAAUGCACUUCCUUUAUCAACACCAGCACGUGUAGCAACAAUAUCUGCCUAUCUAAAACUGGAUAAAUCACCAACUGUAAAAGGUCUCCAGAAAAGUGGAGUGGUGCUCUCACCUGAAGACACAGAUAACAUAAAGCUCGGGAUUGCCGUAAUUGAAGAUGUAAAGUCCACCAUCAAAUGUACAAAAAUGAAAAGAACCGACGACUCCAGGACUGCCAUGAAUAUCAUUACUUCAUCUAUCAGUGUAGAAUCGAUUUCAAAAUCAAAAUCAAAAACAAAACUCGCAGAAAGAUUGGGCGUAAAUGCAAAAAGGAUUUUUCAUGGAUCAAAGCGGCGUACCAUCGUUCACUCUGAAAAGGCAGCAUACACUUUCUCAGAAAGGAAAACGCGUUCUGAUGCCCUCACUGAAGAUGUAAGAAGGACAAUCUACGAGUUUUGGUGUAGUCCGGAUAAUGCACGGCCCACAGGAAAUAAAAGUGAUGUAAAAAGAGUACGGAUUGGACCAAAAUAUUCAAACCAUGCUGUGUAUAUCCUCGAUAAAACUCAAACAGAAGUAUUUUCUGACUUCAAAGAGAAACACUUUUCAAUAAAAGUAUCACAAAGGAUGUUUGAAAACUGCCAGCCUUUCGUACGUGCUGCACGCCUAAAGGAUCGCACUACCUGUUGUUGUCGAUACCAUAUGGAAGCCAGAACAUUGUUUAGAUCAUGUAUGGAGUUUCGAAAAUCACUGCCUCAGUCUGAACGAGAUAAAUACCCAAUUUAUACUAGUUUAACAGAUUUAGCUGCAGCCACUCUCUGCGAUAUGGAUGCAAACGGACUUUACAGAAAGGUAUGUCUAGACAGAGAGUGCACCGACUGUGGUGUUUCUUUAUUAGUUUCAUGA
Messenger RNA from Gigantopelta aegis, 1503 nucleotides. RefSeq lists its product as uncharacterized. NCBI's taxonomy places the organism in Eukaryota, Metazoa, Mollusca, Gastropoda, Neomphalida, Peltospiridae. The record is from RefSeq and is a predicted model, not a curated record.